GUUUUCUCUGAUUGUUAAAAAAUAUUCAUUAUAUAUUAUUUUCGUUCCAGCAAUUAUAUCCACGAUAAAACACAAAUAUCACUAGUAAAUCUGGACAAGGCUUAUAUCUUAAAAGAAAAAAAAUAACAGCAGUUAAAGUUUAAUUUUAUGCACUUUAGAACAUAGUGCAAGGCAGUGGUGGAUGCGAGAAUUUUUUUUUUUUUGGAGAGUGAUUAGAAAAAAUAAAAUAAUAAUCAGUGUAUUCUAAAAUAUACAUCAACAAGGGGUUCUGGACAGUUUAACUACCAUUAUUAACAUGCAUCACUUCUGUAUAAUUUGUAGGUCAGGUGUUGUUACAGCUAGCCUUGCAUUACCCACAAUAACAUACUGCCUUCACUGAGAUACCUAUCGCAAAUUUUUUAUCGGUGAACAGGUUUAAGUAAGCAUGUUAAAAAAUGUGCGGUACGGUCACACAGUAGUUGGUAUAAAGUGUGUACAACUAAAAAUCCGAUUGUCUGUCUACUGUCAUAGAAUGAUUGUGUUAUGGAUCCUAUUUAUUUGACCAAGUACCUCUGUUUGAGAAUUACCGCGAGCAUAAAUUUUAAAACAAUAAACUAUUUACCUGUUUGUAUUUACUACACGAACUUGUGCCAGGGACAUUCCACAUCUUGAAUUUUUAAAGGACUGUUUAUACUUCCAACACUGAACAACCAAUCUGAGGCUUACGUAGAACAGACGUCGUUCUGAACUACUUUGCCAACCUGUUUAGGUUGAAUGAGAAAUGGCAUCAGAACGAAACAUGUUCAGACUGUGUGUAACGGCAAGCAAAAGUAGAACAUGUUUACCUGAAGUAGUUCAGAGUCCCGUAUAACAGGGUCCUUAGCAAUUGAUAGCAACGUAAAUCAUCAUAAUGUUCGCAGGCUUUCACGACCAUUGUCUGAAGUACGGUAGCUUGGCUUCUGGGUUGUAGCCGUGUCCUUCGCAAAUACUGUAUAAAAUGCUGUAUAAAAACUAAUAGGUAGGUAUGCAAUAAAUUGUUUUAAUCUCUUGAAAAUAACUCGGUAGAAAGAAUCGUAAAGAUGCCAUCAUGCUAAAUAAACAUAGGUACAAUACAUUUACAAUAAAUUACCUUUAACCAAAAAAUAGUUUUGUUAUGGUGACAGAAAAAGGGGUGGGGGUGUAUGUUCUCAUUUUGUCUUCCAAGUACAUAUUAACAUGGCAAAUAUUGUACACAUUAUACCUCCAUGAGCCGUAUUCUUCGAGACAUGCUCUAGACUACUUUUUUAUUUGGAUGAUGAGGGUAGCCUACAGUUAGAAGCCCACGGCCAUAGAUAAAUUUUCGUUGUAUGCAAUCUCUGAAUUUUUCCGUUAGCAAUCAAAUAGCUGUAUGUAUGUAAAUCUCACGCCCACGCCUUACUCGAGACUCUAACCCAGGACCCCUCGUACCGUAAGCUGUGUGCAUCCGAAUUAGCAACAGAGGUCGGCAUCUCAACUACAACUACUAACAAGAGAGGCUCAGUGGCUCAGAUAGACUAAACAUUGUUACUAGGAACAAUAUAGGAAACUCGUUAGAAAUACGUGAGAAAAGUGAUGUCAGCAAACCUGACGACGUAGAAUGUAAUUACAUUUUUAACUGCACGAGAGUAAUGCCAUCUAGCGGCGUGGAAUGAAAAUAGCUUGAAAGAAUGCAGUAAGUACAUUGUCUCGCGCUUCACCAGUGAUAAUUCGUCAGAUUUAACCAUAUUGUUUUAUUACGAUAUUUGGUUAGACAAGCAAAGACUCAAACAGAGCCAGUAAUCAACAUUUACUACAGCAAAUACCUAAAUUGAAUACAAAUUUAUGGGAGAGGUAGGAACCAUAAGACGCCAUAUUGGCUUCAACUAUUUUUUUUAUAAUUUGAAAUUGAAAAUAUUCCUUACAAAAACCAACACAUAGUGCAUAUUGACAAUAUUAUGAUGUCAUUCACAAAAUUGAAUUAAAUACUAAAUGACAUUGCAUUCAAAUGAAAAACUAUUUGUGGCAGCCAGUGACUAUGUGUUUCAUUGAAUUAAUUAUCAUGCUUUAACGAAGAUAAAAUUUAAUAAUCUAAUGAUAUAAAAUUGUUAUAACCUAAAAACUGAUAAAACCAAGUUGACGUCUUUCGGUUUCUGCCUCCUCAUUAAAAAUAAAAGGAGUUAGCAAAGACACACGCAAUAUAUAUUAUAUACACAUAGGUACCUAUAUACACACACCAAGGUCUGUAGAUGUUGUACACACAUAAAAAAACACACACAAACGCACAUGCUUCAACGAAUUGUAAACUUGUAAGAAAUACGAGAGACAAGUUCUGUCACCGAAACUCAUGACGUCGAGUGCACCUACGUUUUUAUAGUAGGGCAGUAGGCCCAUCUAGUGGCGUGGUAAAUAGGUAGCUUAACAGCAUUUCAGUACCUAGUGUCUAGCGCUUCGUCAAUGCUAAUUGGCCAGAAUUUCCCAUAUUUUCCUUCCAACAUUAUGAAAAGCAGCUGAAAGAAGUGAUGCAGCUUUCUUACAGUUAAAAACCGAAAUAUAGUUUACAUUUAGGUAGAAAGAUAAAAUUACAGAGUCCUAAAAUUAAUUCAAUAAUAUUGAUACUAAUAAUAUAUGCUACCUUACUUACAUUGUACCUACCUAAUAUAAUAUGCAAUAAUAUAGAAUUUUAUAUUAUUGAAUUAUAGAUCAUAAACAAUGAAAAACACUUAAUAUCAUUCACAUUGAAUUAAUUUUUAUUUUAGGUAUCUAAGAACAAGGGUACAAAACUGUAGAAAUCGAAAGGGUGACUAGAAAAUUGCAGGCUCCCCCCCCCCCCUCCCUUUCCAAUCUUUUUUCACGAGAAUUUUAACCAACAAAUCAUAUCUAGAUAGGAUAUCUACUUGUAUGUUGUAUACUGACUAUGUUUUGGCUUAUAUGUGUACAAUAAUCAUAAAACUUGAGGAAAGUUUUCCAUUAAACGUAGUGUUGACGUUUACGUUUAUAAAUCCUGUUACAGCCACAAUUUUUGAAGUGCAAGCGGGCCUUAUCACCGAGGGGCUUCUUAGUUCCAGGGGAGGCCCAGCCUCCUCCCCCCACCCCCCAGGAUCUAGGCUCAUGUCUAAGAAUAUCUUUAUGAUAAUUUUGUCUGUGAAUGAAUUGGGGUUUAAAUUCUUAUAGACAUGACGAGAUGGAGCAGCAACAGUAGACAAACGGUAGGUGGAGUAGGCCAGUCAGUAAGAGGCAAAGUAAACACUUUUCACCAGCAGACCUGAAAACUUGAUAUAAGGGUAAUUCGAGGACGCUGAGUCGAUUGGUGUUAUUUUUUUGAAAUUGGACGUGAAGUUUUUGGAGAAAAAGGUUAAAAUUUGGUUUCACUCAGUUUUUCUCUGAAUCUAGGUGUAAAAGCGAAAAAAGUUUCAAACAAAAGUUGUGGAGAAUCAAAAAAUACAUAAAAAAGGAACAAAGGGUCUUAGGCAAUUCUCGGGCCUCUCCGUCAUGACUAGAGAGUGCGAGUGAGAGAUGGAACAAUUUGACCUCUCUUUUUUUUAUCUCACGCGUUAGCGAGGAUUUUUCGUCUUUGGCUUCAAGGAAACUUGCACACAGUUUAAUACAACAACAAAUGUAAAUUUUUUUAGGAAUCAUUAAAUACAAAUUUACGAGUGCUGUAUUUGUGUUGUGUGGCUCAAAGUUUGAAACCUACUUACAAAAAAAUAUAUAUCAUUUUGAAAAAUAUAUCGUUCCCAAGCUUUCUUCCCCCAACCUAUCUUCAUUGACAGUAUUAUUUUACUUGGCAUCACAUUGUUUCUUUACAGUCAUGUAGGGCAACUUUGUGCCAGUGGGUGUAACUUUGCUCCACUAGCUUCUUUUGUUUUAAAAGACAGUUAACAAUAUCUCUUUAUUCUGUGGAGAGAAAUUUUUUUUGUAAACAUUUCUGAAAUUUCACUUUUCCUGUCAAGUUGGCAGUAGUGCAGACAAGUCCUCUCAUCUAUAUUAAGAUAUGUUUGAAUUCAACUGUGAUUUUUAGUUGAUUUUGACUGUUGUUUUAAAGUUGUCAGUGUUUUUAGGGUGAUGGUCAAGGAGACACCUCUUAAAAAGCACCAUCUGUUUCACAGUUAACACUUUAAUGAAGACUGUACAAUGUCUGAGCUGAGGAAAAAGAAGUUACCUGGUACCAGGCCAUAUAAAUCAUAUACUGAUGCUGUUCUACAGCAGGUAUUAGAGGAUAUCAAAGCAGGUAAAAUUGGUCAUCGCCAAGCAGAAAGAGAGUAUGGUAUACCAAGGAACACAAUUCGCAACAAGUUAAAGCGAUGCCACGAAAAAGCAAUAGGCAGGCCUCAGGCGUUUACCGAGAUAGAAGAGCAGAGUUUUGUAAACCAUGUUAUAACAUGCAGUGAAUUUGGAAUGCCUUUAUCAAUGUGUGAUGUGCGCUUUAUCGUAAAAGGUUACUUAGAUUCAACAAACACUAAAGUGCCUCAGUUUAAAAACAAUUUACCAGGCGUGGAUUGGGGUAGACUGUUUCUAAAGCGUCACAAAGCUGAGUUAGGUCAAAGGUUCGCAAGUAAUAUCUCAAGAUCCCGGGCUCAAGUCAGUGAAGACAUGGUAAAACAUUUCUUUGUGCAUUUAGAAAAAGAAAUUGAGGGUGUACUACCUUGUAACAUUUAUAACUAUGACGAGACAGGUUUCCAUGAUGUGCCUAGUAAGAAAAAACUUCUUUUUCGACGAGGGUCGCGCCACCCUGAACUGAUUUUGAAUAGCACAAAGUCUUGUUUUACCACAAUGUUUUGUGGAAAUGCCUUAGGAGAAUUUCUUCCUCCUUAUGUUAUCCUGAAAGGGAAACAGAAAUGGAGUGACUGGCUGAAGGGUGCUCCACCAGGCACUAGGUUAAAUGUAACACUUCAUGGGUGGAUUGAUCAGGAUGUCUUCGACGAUUGGUUUGAGAACCACUUCCUUCCUUUUGCUUUGAAACAUCCAGGCAAGAAAGUGUUAAUCGGAGACAACAUGUCAGCACACUUGACUUUGAAAACCUUAAAGUUAUGUACUGAAAACAAUAUAUCUUUCGUCAUGCUUAUUCCCAAUUCCACUCAUUUACUCCAACCUCUAGAUGUGGCAUAUUUUUCGUCGCUAAAGUCUAAUUGGAGGAAAAUCCUGUAUGAUUGGAGACAAACCAGAGAAGGAAAACGUUGUGUUGCCCUUCCAAAAUCACUUUUUUGUCAGCUUCUAAAGUUUACACUAGAUAUGGGUGAACCAACUGCAUCAAGUAACCUAGUGAAAGGGUUUUUAACAACUGGUAUCCAUCCCAUAGAUAAAGAUAAGGUUAUCCAAAAAUUGCCGCAAUAUGCUAAAGAAGCAUUGCAGAUAACUGACAAUGUAGGUGAAUGUUUCAAAUCAUUCAUAUCAGAAGUGCGUUCUUCUGAUCUGGAUAAGGUUCAACGAUCAAGAAAGUUUAAACUACCUAUUGAACCUGGCAGGAGUGUAUCAGUAGAAGAAGUAGAAACUUUCUAUGACAAAAAAAUUCUGUGUGCGCGCUCAGGACCAAAAACUAGAGGUGGUGUUCGGAAGUUUCCAGGACGAUGUAAGGUUAUCAAACCAAAUAGGCCUAGGGAAGGCGAGCACAUUCCAUGUACUAGUACUUCAGAAAGUCGGGACGUAGUUGACGUUUGUGUGUCAUCAACAAUACAUGCUGGCCCUACUAUGUUACUUGAAGAUUGUACCAGUGAACAUGCUAGCCCUACUGUGUUGAUGGAAGAUAGUACCUGUGAACAUGCUAGCCCUACUGUGUUGAUGGAAGAUAGUACCUGUGAAUAUGCUAGCCCUACUGUAUUGAUUGAAGAUUGUACCAGUGACACUAUAAUCACAACCAGUACUGUAGUCAUUAAUCGCACAGAUGGUUAUAAGGUUAAUGACUAUGUAAUUGUAGUGUAUGAUGGCCAUACUUUUCCUGGUACAGUAACAUGUAUAGCUGAAGAAGAAAAUGAACUUUUGUACAAAGUCAAAUGCAUGGCUACAUCUGGUGGAUACUGGCGCUGGCCAGAUCAUCCAGAUGAAAUUUUUUACAGAGCUUGUGAUGUUAUUUGUAAGAUACCUCCUUGUAACAUUGAACCUGUCAGUGGCCGAGGACAUUUUAAAAUUAAUGAACCUCUCCUAUUGUCAAAAGUGGUUUUAAAAAUAUGAAAAGCUGUUCCAACAUGUUGCAUGUACUGUACAGUAUGCAAUAACCAAUUAAGUCAUGUCAGAUGUUAUAAAAUAGCAGACUUUGACAAAUAGAGAUAUUGUAACACAUUAUGUGUGAUGGUUUUAUUUUAACAUCUUCAUUUAACCCUACAAAAUUUAUUUCUAUUAAUAAACAGAUCUAGAAAAUACAUUUUCACUUUUUGUAUCAUCACUGUUGAACGAAAAUUAUGGUAAAACUUGACAAAA
Messenger RNA from Bacillus rossius redtenbacheri, 6387 nucleotides. RefSeq lists its product as uncharacterized. The transcript is spliced from 2 exons. The coding region runs from base 4108 to 6141 and encodes 677 amino acids. Gene Ontology annotation, molecular function: DNA binding. Gene Ontology annotation, cellular component: nucleus. Lineage: Eukaryota; Metazoa; Arthropoda; Insecta; Phasmatodea; Bacillidae. The record is from RefSeq and is a predicted model, not a curated record.